Molecule: messenger RNA, 1005 nt
Organism: Ectocarpus sp. CCAP 1310/34
Lineage: Eukaryota; Phaeophyceae; Ectocarpales; Ectocarpaceae
Source: the annotation of a GenBank genome assembly
AUGCCUCCCGUGUUUUCCCUUUCAGGUGGCCCUCACAUGACUGGGUUCCUGGGACAGAAGUUCGACUUCACAGGAGAGGAUGGAGGGUGGUACUCCAUCAUCGCCGACUCCAACAUGAACGUGAACAUGCGGGUCACUUCCCCGUCGUCGACCUGCCCGAGAUCACCUACAUCACAGAGAUUGGGGGCGUACUCGAGCGCCGUACUCGAGCGCCGCCUUUCCGUCCUCACCACCGACGCAGACGGGUCCGACCACAGCAUCGUCAUCGAGGUCGCCGAGCCCCACAGCUUGGACAGUUCUUGUCCGGCAGGCGUUUCGCCUUGCCUCGCGGACGGCGCGCUGAGGGUGCUCCUCGACGGGGACGAGGCGCUGUUCGCCCACGGCACGGUUUCCCUGGGCCUAGGCGUGGAAAUCUCUGCGGUCAACCUCCCCGGCGCCUGCCGCUCGUUCGGCUUCGAGAAGUACUGGGAGCACAAGAAGCUCGAGUACGCCACCGGCGGCCGUCAGCUGCGCACCCAGCCGAGCAUGGGCGAAUGGAUCCUCGGGGACCCUACGGCUACCAACAUGGACGAGUGUGUGGAGUACGUGGCGCGCGCUGAGGCCGAAGAGGGUGGGAUGUUUGCCCACCAGUCCGAGCACGCCUCCUUCCAGAUCGUGACCCCCGCUGCCACCGUCCGCCUGAGCCACGGCAGGCUUCACCAGAUCGCCAUGCGUGACCCGACCGACCAGUACGACCUCCCAGACCACCUGACCUGGCAGAUGAACCUGGCCGUUGACCACAACCAGGUGAGCUAUGCUGCCAAGGGCAUCCUCGGCGAAACAUUCGUGCCGACUCGUGACGCCAGCGGUAAGCCCAUCAUGACCGGCAUGGAGGCCAUCCGCGGAACGGAGGAAGACUGUAAGUGUGGCGGGAACGUGAUGAUGAACGUUCAGUACGUGUGCACGCUCAGUGCCUUCAAACUGCCUGAUCAAUUUGACACAGACCUAAUGCAUCUUGAAGCCUGA